AUAAAUUGUCGCCCUCCUGUCCCUCGAUUACUUGAUUCUCUCCCACAUCGACUUCUUCUUCAGAUCCCUCAUCACCACCAGUGCCACCCUGUUCCUUCUUGCCAAUAAUACUUUCUUGUGAUCUUUUCUCAUUCAGUCGAUAUGGCAGCAGUCGUUGUUCCGAGUGGUCUCUCGGCACCUGUCGAAGCGACCAGCUUUGAUAAGCUGCCCAAGGUUGACGUCAAGCCCGUGGUGGAGGAUCCAUUACUUGCAAGCCGACCAAAGUUCGAGCUGAUCCCGCAAGUUUCCAUCAAGUCCAUUCCGGAGGAAAACAAGUCAGAGGCUUCUGACGAUGCUGUCAACUCUCUCAUUUGCGCCCAUGCGCCAGUCCGCUCUACCUAUCAUAGGGAGGCUGUCUCCUUCCGUUCGGACAUUCAAGUACACCUCAGAUCGGUACAGAAGACCAGCGACGAUAUGCUGUUCAGAAUUCGGGAGAUUGUCGAAAGCCUUGACAAAGCCACCCAUGAGAAGCUCCUCCACAAAGAACAGUACGACAGCCUGUGCCAGAGAUACAAGGACAUUACUGCUCGUCUCGAGACAUCUACCCAAGAAUGCGUCACAUUGAGAACCAGAUUGUACGAGAUGUCCAAGGCACGCGAUCGCGCCGAGAUUGAGCUCGAAGCCCUGAGCGGCCACCUCCUCGAGAAGGAGCACGAAUGCAUGGAGCUCAGAGAAGAGACCAGCGUCCUUCACAAGCAGAUUGUGACCAUGGAAGCAACAUUGGUGGAUCUCACUUCCAGACUUGUUGAGGCCGAAGCGACCGCAAGAAUCCGCCUGGAGGAAUACAACGCCGCCGUCAAAGAGCUGGAGAUCCUAAAAGCUUCUAUGGCAGUCCUCUUCACAGAAAAAGAGACCUUGGCCACAGAGCUCGCACUUACACGCAUGCAGUUCAAAGAAGUCUCGUCAAAGCUCGAAGUUAUCAAGCAGAAAUUUAUCAGCAUCGAACACAAGUGCAACACUCUGGAAACGGAGCUCAAGUCAGUCAGGGAAGAACUUAUCAAGGCUAAAGACGCAAGAGACAAGGCAAUUGCAGAGCGCAAGGAAGCCAUCCACGAACGUGAUGUGGCCGUGCAGUGUAUGGACGAAGCAAUUGAGGACCGGAACGGCGCUAUCCGAGCGCGUGACAGUGCCAUCUUCGACUACCAGAGUGCGAAGACCGAGUUGGUCCGUGACCAAGCCUUACUCAAGGACUGCCAACUGAACUUGGAGACGCUGCAAUAUCGGUUUGAAAUUGUUAUCAAAGAGCGCGAUCAUGCCGUUCAUAACCAAUCCAGUCUGGAGCAUUUCCGAGAUGAGCUUGUUGAGCAAUUCAAGGAGGCCGAUGCCCGGGCCCAUCACUUUAAGAUCGAGUUCGAAAAGGCGGUCGACGCUAAGCAGCAUGCCGAGGACGAGGUGUCGACUACGCUGAAGAAGAUGGAGGACCUGCGACAUGAUAAAGAUGUCCUUGUUAUCGAGCGAGAGCAGCUCUAUCUUCAGUUGAAGGAAUCUGAGGCAAGACGGAACGAGGCCAUUGCCAAGGAAUCCAAGGCAUUCGAAGAUCUCCUUGAAGCCACACAAGAGUGCGCAAGGAUGACGAAGAAGUACGAGGAUAUGGAAGACGAAUUCCAGAAGGCCGAUAAGGAGCGCGCCAUCCUUGAGGAGAAACUAAAGACCAUUGAAGCCGACCUCAAAGCCGCGAAAGUGAAAGAAGCAUUGAUGGCUGACCAGCUGGAGCACGCCAAGGCGGAUGAGAUCAAAGCACUUCGGGAACGGAAUGAAAUGGCAGAGAAGCUCUCCAUUUCCGAAGACCUCAACAAGACCCUGAAGAAGCAGAAGGACGAAUUGGAGAGACAGCUCGAAGCCAAGAUUAGGGAACUGGAAGGCAAACUGGCGCAGAAUGGAAACGAGAAUACUGCACUCAAAGCCAAGGUCGACAGCCUCGAGAAGGCUUGCAGCAAGGCUGAGGGGGAGAGAGACAACAAGAUCAGAGAGCUCGAAGACACGAAGCACCAGGCUGUCGAUCAGAAGACCAAACUUGACAAGGAGGUUUUGGAUCUCAAGAGUGACGUUGCAGAAGCCCAAAAGAAAGAGCGUGAGACCGACAAGAUGCUGCAAGAGAAGGCCGGUGAGCUUGAGAAGGAGAAGGGAACCAUGAAAGCUUAUGCUGGCAAUGGUGAAGUGCGAGGCAACAUCUGGGUCAAGAACAUCAACUAUGGCACGAUGCGUCUCCCAGACAGCCACAAGGCGUAUAAGAUGGCCCUCGACCGUUUCUACAAUGCAAAGGCUACCCCUCUUAGAGCGGACAACAAAGCCAUCGGCUUCGACCCCAACCCGGGCGUUCAGAAAACCUUGAUUGUCCGCUGGGCUCAGAAGGACAAGGAAGGAAAGUGGGAAGACAAAAAGGCUCUCUAUGUGUGGGAGCGGGGCUUGACCGGUGAUGAGAUUGACUUUCCCGUGGUCGGAAAGGCCUAGGCGAGAACAAGAGGCUCGUUGGACGGAGGACAGCGCCGAGGCGUGGCGGCGAACGGGCAGAUGCAUAGGCC
This is a messenger RNA of Cladophialophora immunda, 2561 nucleotides long. RefSeq lists its product as uncharacterized. The transcript has a single exon. The record is from RefSeq and is a predicted model, not a curated record. Bases 142 to 2490 code for a protein of 782 amino acids. NCBI's taxonomy places the organism in Eukaryota, Fungi, Ascomycota, Eurotiomycetes, Chaetothyriales, Herpotrichiellaceae.